GCUCCUCCACGCCAGACGGAGGAAAGUGAUUUAAGGACAUUGAGUUGACAAGCGGCCGCCGGUAGGGUCAGUGUGGGUUGCUCUCUUCAGGCACUUUUUGUUCCUUUGCAGUGAAAACAAGCAAAAGAAGAAGAAGAAUUACAACGCCAUGGCUCCUACAAUAUAUGAGAGUUCAUCAACAAAAGGUAGUGGCCCUAGCAGACCUGCCCUAGAGGCUGAGCUCAGGGAGCUGUUGGGGCAGAGGAUCAUGAUACUAGAUGGAGGGAUGGGCACCAUGAUCCAGGAGAGGCGAUUGGAGGAGGAGCAUUUCAGGGGGGAGGAGUUUAAAGACCACACCCACAGCCUGAAGGGCAACAACGACCUGCUGAGCAUCACACAGAGUGAUGUCAUCUACAAUAUACACAAGGAAUACCUGCUGGCCGGGGCAGACAUCAUUGAGACCAACACUUUCAGUAGCACCUGUAUCGCCCAGGCCGACUACGGACUGGGACACUUGGCUUAUCGUAUGAACAAGGUGUCAGCAGAAAUAGCCAGGAAAGCAGCAGAUGACAUCACCAACCAAACAGGGUGUAAGAGAUACGUGGCGGGCGCCGUGGGCCCCACCAAUAAAACCCUGUCUGUGUCUCCCUCAGUGGAAAGACCAGACUUCAGGAACGUCACCUUUGAUGAGCUGGCUGAGGCCUACGCCGAGCAGGUCCGGGGUCUGUUGGAUGGAGGAGCGGAUAUUAUCAUGGUGGAGACCAUCUUUGACACGGCCAACGCCAAGGCAGCACUGUUUGCUAUCGACAAACUGUUUGAAGAGAGCUACGAACCAAGACCUAUAUUUAUAUCAGGCACCAUCGUGGACAGGAGUGGUCGAACUCUCUCAGGACAGACGGGAGAGGCCUUCGUCAUCAGUGUGUCCCAUGCCAAACCCCUCUGUAUUGGCCUUAACUGUGCCUUAGGAGCCACUGAGAUGAGGCCUUUUAUUCAGGCUAUUGGGAAAUGCACCACGGCUCACGUCUUAUGCUACCCCAAUGCAGGUCUCCCCAAUACGUUCGGUGGAUACGAUGAGACCCCGGAGUUGACUGCCUCACAUUUAAAGGACUUUGCCACAGAUGGUCUGGUGAAUCUGGUUGGUGGAUGCUGUGGGACGACUCCUGCACACAUCAGGGCCAUUGCUGAGAAAGUGAAGCACUGCCAUCCCAGAGUGCCCCCUACUGACGUCUUUCAGGACUACAUGCUCCUGGCAGGUCUGGAGCCAUUCAGGAUCGGUCCGUACACUAAUUUCGUCAACAUCGGCGAGCGUUGCAACGUGGCUGGAUCAAGGAAGUUCGCCAAGCUGAUCAUGUCGGGAAACUACGAGGAGGCGUUGAGCAUAGCCAAGACCCAGGUGGAGAUGGGAGCCCAGGUGUUGGACAUCAACAUGGACGAGGGGAUGUUGGAGGGUCCUGCCGCCAUGGCCCGGUUCUGCUGUCUCAUAUCCUCCGAGCCUGACAUCGCCAGGGUACCUCUGUGUAUAGACUCUUCUAACUUCGAGGUGAUCAAGGCGGGGCUGAAGUGUUGUCAGGGGAAGUGUAUCGUGAACAGCAUCAGUCUGAAGGAAGGAGAAGAGGAGUUUCUCCAGAGAGCUACGACUGUCAGACGCUACGGGGCCGCCGUGGUGGUUAUGGCCUUCGACGAGGAGGGUCAGGCUACGGAGACAGAGCGCAAGGUAGACAUCUGCAGCAGGGCCUAUCGCCUCCUGGUAACUCAGGUGGGCUUUGACCCCAACGACAUCAUCUUUGACCCCAACAUCCUGACCAUUGGCACGGGCAUGGAGGAACACAGCGAGUACGCCAUCAACUUCAUCAGAGCCACCAGGCUCAUUAAGGAGUUGUUGCCUGGGGCCAGGAUCAGUGGAGGCCUGUCCAACCUGUCCUUCUCCUUCAGAGGCAUGGAGGUCAUCAGAGAGGCCAUGCAUGGAGCCUUCCUCUACCACGCCAUCAAGGACGGUAUGGACAUGGGCAUAGUGAACGCUGGCAGCCUGCCUGUCUACGAUGAUAUUGACAAGGAGCUCCUGCUCAUGUGUGAGAACCUUAUCUGGAACAAAGACCCGGAGGCCACAGAGAAACUACUGCUGUACGCACAGAGCUGUGCCAAAGGAGGGAAGAAGGUGGUCCAGACGGAUGAGUGGCGAGAGGGAACGGUGGAGGAGAGACUGGAGUAUGGGCUCAUCAAGGGUAUAGAUAAGUAUGUGGUAGAGGACACAGAGGAGGCGAGGGCCCAGGCUGAUCUCUAUCCGAGGCCCCUACACGUCAUCGAGGGGCCCCUGAUGAACGGCAUGAAGGUGGUGGGAGACCUGUUUGGAGCUGGGAAGAUGUUCCUACCUCAGGUGAUAAAGUCAGCACGUGUGAUGAAGAAGGCUGUCGCUCACCUGAUCCCCUUCAUGGAGAAGGAGAGAGAGGCCAUGCUACUGGCAUCGGGAUCAGUAGAGGAGAUUGACCCCUACCAGGGCACCAUAGUGUUGGCCACAGUGAAGGGGGACGUCCACGACAUCGGAAAGAACAUUGUAGGAGUGGUGCUGGGCUGCAACAACUUCAGAGUGAUCGAUCUGGGGGUCAUGAUUCCAUGCGACAGGAUAUUGAGGGAAGCCAUCGACUGCAAAGCAGACAUCAUCGGUCUGUCUGGCCUCAUCACGCCCUCGCUGGAUGAGAUGAUCUACGUUGCCAAGGAGAUGGAGCGGCUUGGGAUGAAGACCCCACUGCUGAUCGGAGGGGCCACCACCUCCAAGACCCACACGGCAGUGAAGAUCGCUCCCCGUUACAGCUGUCCUGUGGUGCAUGUUCUGGAUGCUUCCAGGAGUGUGGUGGUGUGUUCCCAGCUGCUAGAUGAGAAUGUGAAGGAGGAGUUCUUUGAGGAGACGACAGAGGAGUACGAAGACAUCAGACAGGACCACUACGACUCUCUAAAGGAGAGGCGCUUCCUGUCUCUAGCCCAGGCCAGGGAGAAAGGACUCCAUGUGGAUUGGCUUUCUGGGGCCAAACCAGUGUGUCCUCAGUUCCUGGGUACCCGUGUGUUUGAGGGGUAUGACCUGCGGAGGCUGGUGGACUAUAUCGACUGGAAGCCUUUCUUUGACGUGUGGCAGCUUAGAGGGAAGUACCCUAACAGAGGGUACCCCAAGAUCUUUAAGGACAAAACCGUGGGUGAGGAGGCUCGGAGGGUGUUUGACGACGCCCAGCGGCUCCUCAACAGACUGAUAGAUAAUAAGGGUCUCUGGGGGCGUGGCCUGGUUGGCUUCUGGCCCGCCCAGAGUGUAGGAGACGACAUCCAGGUGUACGAACAUGACGUCACACCUCGCUCCUCCACGCCCCUCGCCACUUUCUACGGACUACGCCAACAGGCAGAGAAGGACAGUGCCAGCUCAGACCCCUACUACUGCCUGUCCGACUUCGUGGCCCCGAGGGCCAGCCGUGUGUCGGACUACAUGGGGAUGUUUGCUGUAGCUGUGUUCGGGGCGGAGGAGCUGAGCAAACAGUUUGAGACCCAGGGAGACGACUACAACAGUAUCAUGGUGAAGGCUCUGGCUGACCGCCUGGCUGAGGCGUUUGCCGAGGAGCUCCACGCCAGGGUGCGUCGGGAGCUGUGGGGCUACAGCGUGGAGGAGAACCUCCCGGCAGAGGACAUGCACAGGAUCCGUUACGAGGGCAUCAGGCCAGCCGCAGGAUACCCCUCCCAGCCCGACCACACUGAGAAGACCGCCAUGUGGACGCUGGGCGAGGUAGAGGAGAAGACGGGUAUCAAGUUGACUGAGUCUCUGGCCAUGACCCCAGCAGCUGCUGUCUCUGGGCUGUACUUCUCUCAUCCCAAAGCUACCUACUUCGCAGUGGGAAAGAUCACCAGAGAACAGGUGGAGGACUAUGCUGGGAGGAAAGAGAUGCCAGUGUCUGAGGUGGAACGCUGGCUGGGGCCAAUCCUGGGCUACGACACUGACUGACAGUGAUACUUCAACCAAUCCUGGGCUACGACACUGACUGACAGUGAUACUUCAACCAAUCCUGGGCUACGACACUAAUGCAUCCACAACCACUACCUAGAAAACAGAGGCGCUGCUCAAUGGUCAUGUCUAGAUGGGAUACAGGUUUUGGCAAAUUGACGUCAAAAUUUGACAAAUUCUAACCCUUUUCCCAACCUUAACCCAGUUCUCCCUAACCUGCUACGUGAGUUCUCCCUAACCUGCUACGUUAGUUCUCCCUAACCUGCUACGUUAGUUCUCCCUAACCUGCUACGUUAGUUCUCCCUAACCUGCUACGUUAGUUCUCCCUAACCUGCUACGUUAGUUCUCCCUAACCUGCUACGUGAGUUCUCCGUAACCUGCUACGUUAGUUCUCCCUAACCUGCUACGUUAGUUCUCCCUAACCUGCUACGUGAGUUCUCCGUAACCUGCUACGUUAGUUCUCCCUAACCUGCUACGUUAGUUCUCCCUAACCUGCUACGUUAGU
This is a messenger RNA of Oncorhynchus masou masou (cherry salmon), 4460 nucleotides long. RefSeq names its product 5-methyltetrahydrofolate-homocysteine methyltransferase (gene mtr). The record is from RefSeq and is a predicted model, not a curated record. Gene Ontology annotation, molecular function: methionine synthase activity; cobalamin binding; zinc ion binding. Lineage: Eukaryota; Metazoa; Chordata; Actinopteri; Salmoniformes; Salmonidae. Gene Ontology annotation, biological process: homocysteine metabolic process; tetrahydrofolate metabolic process. The coding region runs from base 149 to 3955 and encodes 1268 amino acids. Gene Ontology annotation, cellular component: cytosol. The transcript has 33 exons.